AUGGAAGGCUCAACGAAUACAGGCAAGUCGCCGCCACAAGAUGUGUCACAUUACUUUUCGCGGACCACCAACAGAAGAGCGCCCAGCAGGGUCAAAGCAUUUUACAAGUACUUUCAGAUCCCCGGCAUACAGAACCUAGCUGGAGGCAUGCCGUUUUCCUCCUACUUCCCAUUCGACACCCUUGAAGCAGGAGUGGCUCUACCUAACCGGUUCAAACCCACUCCCAACGACCCAGUCGAUCCUCCGAAUGCCAGGGCUCACAAGAAAGGUCCAGAAGCUGCGCACUUGCUUGUACCUCACGACUCUGCUGAGAAAGACGUCCUACAUAAGAUUGAUCUGUCGACGGCACUGCAGUAUGGCACCGCGCAAGGAUAUCCAUCUCUGUACAGCUUUGUCCGAGGUUUCGUGCAGAUCAACAUGCACCCGAACAUUCCCUAUGAGGGCGGCGCGGAAGUGAUCUUGACGUGUGGCUCGACCGAUGGCUUCAGCAAGAUUCUGGAAUGUUUCACGAAUAUCUGGGACGAAGAACGGGACUGGAUCAGAGAUCGUGAAGGAGUGUUAUGCGAAGAGUUUGCUUACAUGAAUGCCAUUCAGACUGCAGCUCCGCGGGGCCUCAACGUCGUGACUGUCAAGAUCGACGACGAGGGCAUGCUUGCACACGGACCAGGUGGUCUGGCUGACGUCCUGGACAACUGGGACGUCUAUCGCGGCAAGCGUCCCCAUAUCAUCUACACAGUCACAAUGGGCCAAAAUCCUACAUCAGGCUUACUUUCUGUGAAGCGACGGAAGGAGAUCUAUGCGAUCUGUCAGAAGUACGAUGUACUCAUAGCCGAGGAUGAUCCAUACUGGUUCCUGCAAUUUCCCUCUGCCAACGAGCUUUCUCUCAAAGCAAGAGGUCAUGCUGUCUCGGAAAAUCACCCUCUGGAGCCGUACAACUACAACACUGCCAGCGGCGGCAAAUCAUCCGGUUAUGAGUUCCUCGACUCGCUCGUGCCGUCAUACCUAUCGAUAGAUGUCGAUGGCCGGGUCAUCCGCAUGGACACUUUCUCGAAGUGUGUAGCCCCUGGAGCCCGUCUGGGGUGGUUGACAGCCCAGCCCAAGGUGGUCGAGACCAUUCAGCGCAUCACAGAGACAUCUACCCAACAGCCGUCAGGGUUUGUUCAAUCCGUGAUUGCGGAACUGCUUGCAGGACCCUCAGACACCGCGGAUGAUCCUGGAAAAGGUGGCUCAAAGGAUGGAUCUGGAUGGAAAGUUGAUGGCUGGGUGCGUUGGCUAGAAGGCCUUCGAGGCAACUACGAGCGACGGAUGCAGACGAUGGCUUCUGCGUUGGAGGAGGGGCGCUACCUCGUCCGACAAUCAACGAAUUCUGAAGGGUUCGAGGAGGUGUCCAAGACACAGAUCUAUGAUUUCAACUACCCCAUGGCCGGCAUGUUCCUUUGGCUUCGCUGCCAUUUCGAUACGCAUCCACUAUACACGGAGCCUCAUCUAGUGGGAGCACAUAACUUUACCGGGCCGGAUCUGAGUCGCGCCUUCUGGCUUUUCCAGACGAAGCCAAAGUACAGAGUUCUUGCUGCGCCAGGACAGAUGUUUGCGCCUUCACCAGCCGUCAGCGAGGAGAGCGCGUGGCAGUACUUCAGACUUUGCUUUGCAGCAGUUGACGAAGCUAUCGUGAAGUCGAGUUCAGAAAACUUCGUGGAGUCUGCUCGUGAUUUCUGGAAGCUAGACGCGAAGCAGGUCCAGGAAUUGCUUGAUGAGCUGGCAGCUCCAGCGCCGCCAAGCGAGGCCGAGGCUAUGGCGAUGUCACAGGCGCAGUACGCGAUCAAUCCAACUCUUUGCUGA
This is a messenger RNA of Cyphellophora attinorum, 1839 nucleotides long. Its product is annotated as Aromatic amino acid aminotransferase C56E4.03. Bases 1 to 1839 code for a protein of 612 amino acids. The record is from RefSeq and is a predicted model, not a curated record. Gene Ontology annotation, biological process: biosynthetic process. Gene Ontology annotation, molecular function: transaminase activity; pyridoxal phosphate binding. Lineage: Eukaryota; Fungi; Ascomycota; Eurotiomycetes; Chaetothyriales; Cyphellophoraceae. The transcript has 2 exons.